Grosmannia clavigera kw1407 is the source of this 489-nucleotide messenger RNA. RefSeq lists its product as uncharacterized. The transcript has 2 exons. The coding region runs from base 1 to 489 and encodes 162 amino acids. The record is from RefSeq and is a predicted model, not a curated record. Lineage: Eukaryota; Fungi; Ascomycota; Sordariomycetes; Ophiostomatales; Ophiostomataceae.
AUGGGUCUUGCCGUUACGAAGUCGCUGCUUCUGCAAGGCUGGAUCGUUGCAAUCAUUGGUUCUGUCGUAGACGACUCGGAGAUUGCCGACGAGAUUGGCGCUGAGUCUUUCCUGGUCAAUGUUUCCGACCAUGAGCAGCCAGGUAAUGCGUUCCCCGGGGUAUUUGCGCUACACAACCUCCAGGUCGUCCAGGCAUGGACCAUGUUUAACAAGCAGUGCCAGUGCCGGAAUCGCCGAUCACGAGCUGUUUUGGGACCACAAAGACAUGGAUCUGGCUUCCCCUCUACUCCCAAAGCAUGCCUGUGUGGGCUUCCUGCGCUCAAUUGCCCCGAGGCUCUUUGCCACGACGGCAUCCGGAUCAACUGCAUCAACCAAUGUAACGUCUUGACGGGGCUGGUGAGCAGCACCGGCUGGUCUCUCUUCCCAGAAGGAAGCGAUCACGCCCCUGAGAAGAUUGUCGAGGUCAUUACAACGAAGAUCACCGGCUGA